Penicillium longicatenatum is the source of this 1242-nucleotide messenger RNA. RefSeq lists its product as uncharacterized. The coding region runs from base 1 to 1242 and encodes 413 amino acids. Gene Ontology annotation, biological process: mitotic cell cycle. The record is from RefSeq and is a predicted model, not a curated record. Lineage: Eukaryota; Fungi; Ascomycota; Eurotiomycetes; Eurotiales; Aspergillaceae. The transcript has 7 exons. Gene Ontology annotation, cellular component: mitotic spindle; DASH complex.
AUGGCUCGAAGCACCGCCGAGGAAAUGGACAGGCUUCAACUUUCAGAUGAGGAUACUGAAGAUCUCUGGGACUCCCCCUCGAAGCGAGGAACUCACAAGACGUUCAAUCCUCGAACCUCGAACGAGAUCCCGGCGCCAGAGCCCCGGCAGCCUCGCGAUGGCGGCGACACUUUGUUUGAUCGCCAGGAGGCACGAGAAGCAGCACUUCACAAUGAAUUACAAACCGUUCGCAAAAUAAAUGAAGUUAUUGAGGGUCUUCUGGGUAGCAUUGACCGUGCUAAGGGGAACAUGGAUACUGUAUCGAGAACCGUUACAUCCGCAUCGACCCUCCUCAACACAUGGACCCGAAUUCUGUCCCAAACCGAACACAACCAACGCCUGAUUCUCAACCGGAAUUGGCAUGGCGCGACUCAAGAUGUGGCCGAUAUGGAGACCGAAGAAGCUCAGAAACGGCAAGCGGCUGAGCGGCGGGAGCAGGCACUGCAGCAGCAACGAGAAGCAGCAGCCCGGAAAGCAGAAGAGGAAGCGCAACGACGAGCACUGAGCACUAGAGGCACGCGAGGGACUAGCCGGGGUACUGUGCGCAGUACUGGCUUGGGAAGAACACCUAGCUCGAACCGGAGCCACGCGGGGAUCUUCAACAACAACUCGACGACCAAUCAGUGGAAUUGCGCGCGCUCCCCUCCUCACCAUUCAAAUACAAUGAACUUCGCGCCCUACGAAGACGAGUCUCCAGAGAUUGAGCGGGCUUUGUCCCCUCCACACCCAGACACCCGUAUCAAGUCUCCGAACCUCCGAUCGCCAAGAGCCUCUGCCGACCUUCCGUCUCCAAGCCAGUUCGCGGGAGGUGGACAUGGCAACACAGGUUUUGGACGAGAUCUCGAGGGAGGCCAUGUGAGCCUGGGGGCCUUUGAGACAAGUCUUCCGAUCCGCAUGGAUGUUGAAGCUGCGCUGGCGUAUUUGCUUCUGCCUCCGGCUGGAGGUGUGUUCUUGUUGUUGGCCGAGCACAAGAGUGAUUACGUGCGGUUCCAUGCUUGGCAAUCUAGCAUGCUCUUUACCGUUCUCUUCAUCGUUCAUCUCUUACUUUCCUGGUCUUCCUUUCUGUCGUGGACUCUGUUUAUUAUCGAUCUCGCCUUGAUGGGUUUUCUCAGUAUGCGGGCCUAUCGUGACGUGGAUACUUUGGACCACUUCGAGGUCCCCUAUUUUGGUCGCCUGGCCAAUUCCUUUGUCGAUGAUGAAUGA